Molecule: messenger RNA, 465 nt
Organism: Thelazia callipaeda (thelaziosis nematode)
Lineage: Eukaryota; Metazoa; Nematoda; Chromadorea; Rhabditida; Thelaziidae
Source: the annotation of a GenBank genome assembly
AUGCGCUCUAUCAUGAAAGUCUACUUUAAAAAGGAUGUAACCUCACAUUCAUCAGUUUCACUUUUUUAUUUAACAGAGAAUCAGAGCGAUAACGUAGAAUUCAGCUCUUCAACAAGUUCAAUGAAAUCAAUACUCAAAAAGCGCGACGUCCCGAAUGGCACUCAACCACAAGUAAUUAAUCGUCGUGCAUCAACUCCUGGAGAGGAAUGGUCCUUAGGGUCAUCUUCCACCCGUGCUGCAACACCUGCAUUCCCGGUACGUCGUGAAACACCACUACCUUAUCAUCCACUCUUAUUUGAAGGUGCCAAAGAUGUGGUAUCAUCGAUGCAACCAGUAAAUAACAUCACUUGCAGGUCUCCAUCACCACAUUCAGGCUACUAUGCGCAAAGUCAUCGUACUUCAAUUUCUUCAGCUGAAUCACAAAAACAAGCAAAGCAAAAAUUUGAAUUCUUGCGUAAUGACUGA